GGUUAGUGAUGCAACGUGUUUUCUACUAAUACUUGAAAGAAGAUACAUUCGGAGUAUAUUCGUUCAUUCUAGGAAGGGGCAUGUUUGUAAGGUGUCAAAGUGUGAUAAAUCUCUCUGCUGUUUGAAUCAGACAUAUAUCACAUGAGCAAAGUGAAAUAUCAAGGCAAUAAGAAAAUCAGUUUUGUCAUAUCUUUAAAAUAUCUUGACUCUGAAUCCAAGAUGAGAUUGUUAACUGAUGAGGGAAACUUCCAGACUCUAAAGCUGCUUGUUGCUGCAGACAUUGGUCAAGUGAACCUGGACAAACAACUCGUCAAUCAUGAUGAAAGAGUGAUACCCUACCUGACAGGUUCCAGGCUGCCAAUACUUGAGGUUUACCCCGGCAAGUUUUUGUUUUCCCCGAACUCUGCAGCCCGUCUGUUGCUAGCCUCAGUAAUCACUGAGGAAAAUGAGUCGGCUGUGGAUCAGUGGCUCGAUUGGGAGGCCGCUUGCCUCCUGCCGUCUGUCUUCCCUUACCUGAAUGCAUUGAACGGGCAUGGGAAAGUGGACGACAGUCUUGUACAGGAAGUGCGAAACCUCGUGGCGCACAUGGACAAGGAAUUGGCUGGCAAAAACACACUAUCAGGGAGCCAGUUGACAGUAGCUGAUGUCGCUGUUUGGUCAACCCUGUAUCCAGCAUUAUCGGGAAAAUUCGCUCUGAAAGACUGGGAAGUUUCAUUUACCAAUGUGAAGACUUGGUUCUCUGACCUGAGCAGUCGUUCCGAGUUUCAGAGGGCUGUAAAGGAAGUGUGCGCGGGAGACACCUCCCAGUUGAAGAGCUCCCUUGCAAGCCAGCCAGCGCCACUCAGGGUUCCAGAGGCAGUGAGCUCCAAACAACAGGUCCAGAAACAGACCAGCAAGCAGAAGGAAGACACUCAGGCUGCCCCUGAGAAAGUAGUUGCCAGUCCCGAAGAGGUCUCUUCAGCCACAGAGGCCUGGCUUACUGGCAUACAACACUGCACAAAGCCUAUGAAACGUGUUCAUCCAGUUCUUCCGGAGAAGGGUCGCAGGAACAUCCUAAUCACAAGUGCUCUCCCUUACGUGAACAAUGUGCCCCAUCUCGGCAACAUCAUCGGAUGUGUGCUCAGUGCUGACGUCUUCUCAAGAUACUGCCGACUACGUAACUACAACAGUGUGUAUAUCUGCGGCACAGAUGAAUAUGGGACCGCUACUGAGACAAAGGCCAUUGCCGAGGGUCUGACGCCCCAACAGAUCUGUGACAAAUACUCGGCCCUCCACAGAGAUAUCUACAAGUGGUUCAAUAUUGAUUUUGACUACUUCGGAAGGACAACCACUAGUCAACAAACAGAAAUUGCACAGGACAUUUUCUGGCAGUUACACAAGAAAGGCUUUAUCUCCCAAAACAGUGUCGAACAACUCCACUGUGAAAAAUGUGACAGGUUUCUUGCGGACCGAUUUGUGGAGGGCACCUGCCCAUUCUGUAGCUUUGAUGACGCACGUGGAGACCAGUGUGACGGGUGCGGCAAAUUGAUCAACGCUAUCGACCUCAUCCAACCCAAGUGUAAACUGUGUAGAAACCCGCCCAUUGUACGCUCCAGUGAACACCUCUUCCUAGACCUUCCCAAGGUUGAGCCCAAGUUACAAGAGCAUCUGGAUGCCGCAUUCAAGACUGGCACAUGGACAAACAACGCCAAGGUGAUCACCAACUCCUGGAUAAGGGAUGGCCUCAAACCCCGUUGCAUCAGUCGAGACCUCAAGUGGGGCACUCCUGUCCCCUUGGAAGGGUUCACUGAUAAGGUGUUCUAUGUGUGGUUUGAUGCCCCCAUUGGCUACAUCUCCAUCACGGCAAACUACACAGAGCACUGGCAACACUGGUGGAAAAAUCCAGACAACGUGCAGAUGUAUAACUUCCUGGGCAAAGACAACGUCCCCUUCCACAGUGUGAUAUUUCCAGCCACAUUGCUUGGAGCAGAUGACAAUUACACAGUGGUGAAGCACAUGUCUGCUACAGAGUACCUGAACUAUGAGGACGGGAAGUUCUCCAAAAGUCGGGAUACAGGUGUGUUUGGGGACCAGGCACGGGACACAGGGAUUCCAGCAGACAUCUACAGAUUUUACCUGCUCUAUGUGCGCCCAGAAACACAGGAUAGCAGUUUUAGUUGGGAUGAUUUCCUCCUGAAGAACAACAGUGAACUUCUUAACAACCUCGGAAACUUCAUCAACAGAGCAUUGAUGUUUGUGAGCAACAGUUUUGGAGGGACUAUACAGCCAAUGGACCUGAAUAGUGAUGACUAUAACCUCUUGGCACUUGUUAACAGGGAGCUACACACAUAUAUUGACAACAUGGAAACUACCAGGAUCCGAGACUCGAUCAGGAACAUUCUGAGCAUUUCUCGGCUGGGUAACCAGUUUAUGCAGGAAAACAAACCAUGGGUCCUUGUGAAGGGCACUGACACUGACAGGAAGCGUGCUGGCAGUGUUGUGAGUCUGGCAGCCAACUUGGCAUGUUUGUUGUCUGUGCUUCUCCAACCUUACAUGCCAGAGGUCUCAGCCACCAUACAGAGACAACUGAAUGUGCCAGAUACUUGUAAUGUGGUGUACCAGGACUUAGUAUGUCACCUGUCACCUGGACACAAAAUAGGACAGCCAUCUCCACUGUUCCAGAAGAUAGAAGCCAGUACAAUAGCAGAGCUGAAAAAGAGGUUUGCUGGCCAGGGACCUCCACCGUCGAAUAAACUUAAGGGUAGGAAGGGCGGAGAUGCUGCUCCAGGGUCAGCUGUCAGCCCAGAGGAUACUGAGAGAAUUCAGGCUGAAGUUACUAAACAGGCCAACAAAGUACGUGAAUUGAAGUCCAACAAAGCAGACAAAUUCACCAUAGAUGCUGAGGUAAAAGUCCUUCUAGACCUCAAGAAAAAGCUGACUGAGGCAACAGGGCAGACAGCAACUGCACCUGGGGGAGGUAAACAGAAGGGCAACAAGCAGGGAAAACAGCCAGCCUCUCAGGGGGAGAUGAAAGUAAUAGCCAACAGCAGGACUGUGGACAGUGCUGAGGUGGACAGGUUGACAGCACUCGUGGCAGAACAGGGCAAUAAAGUGAGAGAGGUAAAGACUAGCAAGGCAGACAAGAGUGUUGUGGACCGGGAGGUGGUCAUGCUACUGGACCUGAAGAAACAGUUGGCCUUGGCUCAGGGCAUGGAUCCAGAUGCAGCAGUGGGUGGAGGAAAGAAGAAAGGAAAGAAAAAAUGAUGAGAACUUUAACUCUUAGUUGUAAUGACUUGUUCUUCAUACAUCUAUUUGUAUGAAAUGAAAAUUACAAUCACCGUUUAAUGUGAACUAUUUAAAAAAAUAAAUAUUAUUUUGUGUAUUUCACACCUUGAGUUUUGUAUUUUAAUUGAGGAAGUCUUUAAUAUUAUUUUCACUUUGUUAAGUAAAAAAACUUGUACUAUAAUAAAUGAUAUUUAUUUCUCUCAUUUUACAUUUUUCUGGCUUAUUUUAACGAUAAUCUAAUAAAUUGGAUGACAAACCUG
Molecule: messenger RNA, 3524 nt
Organism: Mya arenaria
Lineage: Eukaryota; Metazoa; Mollusca; Bivalvia; Myida; Myidae
Product: methionine--tRNA ligase, cytoplasmic-like
Exons: 23
Coding region: 142-3243 (1033 amino acids)
Biological process (GO): methionyl-tRNA aminoacylation
Cellular component (GO): aminoacyl-tRNA synthetase multienzyme complex; cytosol
Molecular function (GO): ATP binding; methionine-tRNA ligase activity
Source: RefSeq, a predicted model, not a curated record